Molecule: messenger RNA, 450 nt
Organism: Capsicum annuum
Lineage: Eukaryota; Viridiplantae; Streptophyta; Magnoliopsida; Solanales; Solanaceae
Exons: 2
Coding region: 1-450 (149 amino acids)
Molecular function (GO): zinc ion binding
Source: RefSeq, a predicted model, not a curated record
AUGAAGGUUGUACCUGCAAUGGACUAUGUUUAUGCUGUGCUACAUGAAAAUAGAUAUUAUAUCGUUUAUUUAGAGAAGAAGACACGUACUUGUCAUAGAUUCCAAAUUGAUGAAGUUCUGUGUGCUCAUGCUUAUGCAGUUUUAAAGAGCAAACAUUUUGAAGCUGAUGAUUACUGCUCUAACUUAUACAAGCCAGUAGCGGUGUUGGGCACGUAUGAGAUUCCUCUAUUGCCACUGCCUGAUAAGUCUACAUGGGAGAUACCAAAUUUUAUAUUGAGCGAAAUUGUUCUACCAUCCAAGUACAAACGUCCCCCCGGGAGGCCAAAGAAAAGAGAAAGAGAAAAGUCUGUUGGAGAUUUUUAUAAGACUAAAUCCACUAAAUCAUGCAGUGCUUGUGGGAUGACUGGUCACAAUAGGCGUUCAUGUAGGAAAAUACGUCGAGUUGAAUAA